This is a messenger RNA of Alosa alosa (allis shad), 2268 nucleotides long. RefSeq names its product melatonin receptor 1A a (gene mtnr1aa). Gene Ontology annotation, biological process: G protein-coupled receptor signaling pathway. The transcript has 2 exons. Lineage: Eukaryota; Metazoa; Chordata; Actinopteri; Clupeiformes; Clupeidae. Gene Ontology annotation, cellular component: membrane. The record is from RefSeq and is a predicted model, not a curated record. Bases 188 to 1240 code for a protein of 350 amino acids. Gene Ontology annotation, molecular function: melatonin receptor activity.
UGCAACUUCAACUGUAAAUAGAUAAAGUUGGUCGCCAACCUGGGGAGUAUACUUACCAGCGCCAUGGAGAGGUGAAGAAGCAUCAGGGAACCUGACGGCAGCUUCGGCGCUGACAUUUAGACUUCAUGGAACUAGACUGUGCACAUUUAUUUUAUUAACUGAGAGGAAAGUUACGUGAGAAUAUACAAUGAUUAUAAAUGGAAGCUAUUUGAACAGUUCUUCGCAGGACCUUAACGAGCAAACUCUGAAUAGACCUCCGUGGGUCACUACAACUUUGGGCUGCUUCUUGAUAUUCACGAUAGUGGUUGAUAUCCUGGGGAACCUUCUGGUGAUUUUCUCGGUCUACAGAAACAAGAAGCUGAGAAACGCAGGUAACAUCUUUGUGGUGAGCCUGGCAGUGGCAGACCUUGUGGUGGCCAUCUACCCCUACCCACUGGUGCUGACGUCCAUCUUCCACAACGGAUGGAACCUGGGCUACAUGCACUGCCAGAUCAGUGGCUUCCUGAUGGGCGUGAGCGUCAUCGGCUCCAUCUUCAACAUCACCGGCAUCGCCAUCAACCGCUACUGCUACAUCUGCCACAGCCUCAAGUACGACAAGCUGUACAGCGACAAGAACUCUGUGUGCUACGUGCUGCUCAUCUGGGCACUGACGGUGGUGGCCAUCGUGCCCAACCUGUUUGUGGGCUCGCUGCAGUACGACCCGCGCGUCUACUCAUGCACCUUCGAGCAGUCGGCCAGCUCGGCGUACACCAUCGCCGUGGUCUUCUUCCACUUCAUCCUGCCCAUCAUGAUCGUGUCCUACUGCUACCUGCGCAUCUGGAUCCUGGUCAUUCAGGUGCGGCGGCGCGUCAAGCCUGACAACCGGCCCAAGCUGACGCCGCAUGACGUGCGUAACUUCAUCACCAUGUUUGUGGUGUUCGUACUGUUCGCUGUCUGCUGGGCACCGCUCAACUUCAUCGGCCUGGCGGUGGCCAUCGACCCGGUCACUGUGGUGCCGCUUAUUCCUGAGUGGCUCUUCGUUGCCAGCUACUUCAUGGCCUACUUCAACAGCUGCCUUAACGCCAUUGUCUACGGCGUGCUCAACCAGAAUUUCCGACGUGAGUACAAACGCAUCGUGGUAUCGGUGUGCACGGCGCGCAUAUUCUUCCAGGACAGUUCCAACGACGCGGCCGAGAGGCUCAAGAGCAAACCCUCGCCCCUCAUGACCAACAACAACCAGGUCAAAGUGGACUCGGUCUGAGGGAACUAAACGAGGAAAACCAAAAUGGACAACGGGGUGGGCAGAGUUAAGAGAAACAAAAGUGCAGUACGGACAAAAGAUGGUUCAUCAAGAAACAAGAAAAAAUAGAUCUGAGCGAACAAACAAGCAAAGGAUGUAGAUGAUGCAUACCAAAUACACACAAAAACUGAACAAACUGACAGAAAACAAGCAGCUUCCACUCUUACUGUGCUCUCUAUGCCUCUAUACAAUCAAUGAUAAAACAGGGGGAAUGAAUCACAUCAUUUACCAAGCACUUUCAUUUUGUCUGUUGCUUAUAAAUAUAUAUAUAUAUAUAAUAUAUAUAUUAAUUUUUAUUUUUCAUUUUGUUGUUUUAAGGUACCUGAAAAGUUGUAUGAUGUAUUUUUUGCUUCAGUGUUUACAGUGAUUAUAUAUAUGUAUAUAUAUAUAUAUAUAAAAAGUCUAUGUAAGUGGUAUUAUGCAUUUAUUUUAUAUUAAGUAUGUAUAGAUCAACAUAAGAAUAUAUAAAUAUGAUAUAUAUCUAUGAAAAGAAAAAUUUCAUUUCACUUGCUGUGACUAUUCAAUGGAGGGUGAAGAUGAAAAACCUUUAUUAGUCCAAUGCCAUGAAAAAACCCAGCUACUUUCUACAAAUGCCUGGUCAGAACCAUGUACCAUAUAACCAAAAGAGAUUUGCUCUGAAGCUGUUAACAGUUUCGAAGAAACAACCUCAAGCGGUGGACACUGUUCCACUGCCCACGGAGGAAGCAAUGUGUCCAAGUCACUACCCUGUCCACACCCUGCAAAAACUGUCCCCAACACUGUGGAAGACACGUCUGCCUAUACAGGAAAUGUCUCUCCUCUCUCUCUCCCUCUCUAUCUCUCUCUCACUUUUUCUCUCUCUCUUUCUCUAUCUCUCUCUCUGUUUCUCAUUCUCUUCCCCCCUCCUCUCCCACCCCUCCUCUGUCACCUUUUUCUAUCUCUCUCCACCUCAUCAGUUUUUCAGCGUCUCAUGUGCAUGGAACUGACGACUCGUUGCAUAUGCAAAAUAA